AAAAUGCCCAGGAACCCAAACGCUUCCCACAAACAAAUCGAAAAACAAAACCCAAAUUUGAAUUGUGAAAGAGGAAGAAGAUGAACCGGGUCGUGUUGAGGUCGGUGGUCGGAGGUCUCGUCAAUGGCCGGAGCUGCAAUCGCUACAUUUCUACGGCGGUCGCGGUGGAUAGGCCGUUGGAGAGCUCGGAGUUUCUGAGUCGCCAGAACGGCGGGGUUUUGGGAGCGGUUCAGUGGAGGAGUAGGAUGCUGAUGAGCACGUCGUCGUCGUCAGGGCAAGCGACGUCGUUGGCGGAGAAGGAGCAGAAGGAGGAGAAUGAGAGCACAAACGGCAACAAUAGCGUUGACGUUUCGAGCUACUGGGGGAUUCAGGGGCCCAAGAUUAGGAGAGAGGACGGGACUGAGUGGCCGUGGAAUUGCUUCAAGCCGUGGGAGACUUAUGAGGCGGACUUAUCGAUUGAUCUGAGCAAGCAUCAUGUGCCGAAGACAUUUCUGGACAGAGUUGCGUUUAGGACGGUCAAGUCUCUUCGAGUUCUAUCGGAUCUUUACUUCCAGCAACGGCACGGAUGCCAUGCAAUGAUGCUGGAAACCGUGGCAGCAGUCCCCGGUAUGGUAGGAGGAAUGUUGCUGCAUUUGAAGUCUCUCCGCAAGUUUGAGCACAGCGGCGGUUGGAUCAAAGCUUUACUUGAAGAGGCAGAGAACGAGAGGAUGCACCUGAUGACGGUGGUGGAACUUGUGAAGCCCGCCUGGCACGAGAGGCUUCUGGUUCUUGCCGUGCAGGGUGUCUUCUUCAAUGCCUUCUUCGGGCUUUAUCUGGCUUCCCCCAAACUGGCUCAUAGGGUUGUCGGUUAUCUGGAGGAGGAGGCUGUGUUCUCCUAUACAGAGUACUUGAAGGAUAUCGAAAAUGGCAAAAUUGAAAAUGUAAAGGCUCCUGAAAUUGCAAUCGAUUACUGGAGGCUGCCUAAAGGCGCGACACUCCACGAUGUUAUAACUGUGAUUCGCGCUGAUGAAGCUCACCAUCGCGAUGUCAACCAUUUUGCAUCUGAUAUUCAUUUUCAGGGAAAACAAUUGAGAGACGCACCAGCUCCCCUUGGAUAUCACUAAGGUAGCUUUGUAUGUGAAGAAUUAAUUAAAGAGUUGCUUGUAUUUCCUCAUGUAAUCUCUCUUGUAUGUGGACAGUUGAUACAUGUACACCAAGUUCCAACACCGAUUGUUUUCGAGUGUAAAAAUUUCGUUUCGAUUGAAUUUAAAUUGCCUAUGUUGUAAUCUAAAUUAUUGUUUCUUGCCAACAAUAGUUGAAUAAACAAAAUCCGCCAAAUACUGUUUGACGGAUUUUGGCAGUUUAGUAAUGAGAAGGAAAAAAGAUAAGUUUUGAAAGCAA
Molecule: messenger RNA, 1380 nt
Organism: Malus domestica (apple)
Lineage: Eukaryota; Viridiplantae; Streptophyta; Magnoliopsida; Rosales; Rosaceae
Product: ubiquinol oxidase, mitochondrial-like
Biological process (GO): alternative respiration
Cellular component (GO): mitochondrion
Molecular function (GO): alternative oxidase activity
Source: RefSeq, a predicted model, not a curated record